Molecule: messenger RNA, 1077 nt
Organism: Gracilinanus agilis (Agile Gracile Mouse Opossum)
Lineage: Eukaryota; Metazoa; Chordata; Mammalia; Didelphimorphia; Didelphidae
Product: IgGFc-binding protein-like
Exons: 3
Coding region: 17-823 (268 amino acids)
Source: RefSeq, a predicted model, not a curated record
UCCUCUGAGCCUCAAUAUGGGUGACAUUCUCCUGUACCAGGAUGGGUUCCACUUCACGCUGCAGACAGACUUUGGGCUGAUGUUCACUUCUGACCUGGCCUACAGCCUCUUCCUUACCCUGCCCCCAAAUUACAUGGGUCACACUUGUGGGCUAUGUGGGAACUUCAAUGGGGAUGCUCAUGAUGACUUCCAGCUGCUUCGAGGUUCCCACACAGGGGAGCCAGUGACUUACUCUGCCUCUAAAUGGAAGUCGGAUGCUGACUGUAAAGAAAAUUGUGCCAGUAGCUGUCCAGCAUGCAUGGCACCGGAACAGCUCGUGCCAGCCAAGGCCCAGUGCUGGAUCCUCCAGGACCCCCGGGGCCCCUUCUCCUCUUGUCACAGGGAGAUUGACCCAGAGCCCUUUGCCUCUGCCUGUGCCAAUGACCUCUGCCUCUCCACGGGGAACAACCAUGUCUUGUGCCUAUCCAUCCAGACUUAUGCUGCUGUAUGUCAGCGAGCAAACGUCACCAUCGGAGCCUGGAGGAGCUCCUCCUUCUGUGCUCCCCGAUGUCCCCGCCACAGCCACUAUGAACUUUGUGCCUGCCCUCGCCACCGCUCGUGUCCUGGCUCUGAGCUUAAAUGUGGGCUCCUGUGUGCUGAGGGCUGUGUCUGUGAUGAUGGGCACCUGCCCCAGGGUUACAGCUGCAUCCCAGCCCCAGAGCAUGGCUGUGGCCACCAAGGUCGGCAUUGCCUCGAGCUGAGCCCUGAGGAUGCUGCUGAGCUGCUGUGGAGACCUCGGAGUAGCCAUAUCUGUCUACAGAGGAACCACACAGACCAGAUCUGAGCCCAGUCCAUCCAGAGCUCAGAAAAUGGGGAACUGACAGCAUCGUCCACCCAGCAACAGAUCCCCCCAAACCAAACCUCUCCUAUAAUUCAACCCCGUCAUGCUGGAAACACCACCCCAAGCAUCUUCACAAGCCAGACAUCUGGCCCUCGCCCAAAGGCUAAGAGAGAAGAGCUGUUGAUUAGAUAGCUCUUUUGGCUCCCAAAGGUGGGGUGGGGUGGGGUGAGGAAUAGGAGAAUAAAAGCAACAGCAGA